CUUGCAGGAAGUGGGGACAGGAGACUCAGCAGUUCAAGGCUAUCCUGGGCAACACGAGAUCCAGUCUCCAAACAAACAAGAGUUCUGGCUUGGAGACGACAGUCUGGGGAUGAUUUCUGUGCUCUCUGGGGAAGGAGGAUUGAUGCCUAUGCUCUUGUGAUCUGAGAAUCACGGGCAACGUGGACAUUCUCAGACUGACCCUCCAGAAUGAACUGACAGGAGAUGAACUUGAGCACAUAGCCCAGAAGGCGGGCAGGAAGACUUACGCCAUGGUGUCUGAUCGCUCCUCUGGUCAUUCUCUGGCUUCAGAACUGGUGGAGUCCCAUGAUGGACAUGAAGAGAUCAUUAAGGUGUACUUGAAAGGGAGGUCAGGAGACAAGAUGAUCCACGAGAAGAACGUCAACCAGCUGAAGAGUGAGGUCCAGUACAUCCAGGAGGCCAGGAACUGCCUGCAGAAGCUCCGGGAGGACAUAAGUAGCAAGCUUGACAGAAAUCCAGGAGACCCUCUGCAGCAGCAGGAGAUACAGGUGGUACUAGAAAAGCCAAACGGCUUUGAUCAGGGUCCCUUGCCUCUCUACAGCAGCCUACCUGAGGCUGACACCUGCAUGACUGAGGAUGUUGAGAGCUUGAAGAAGACUGUGCAGGGAUUGCUUGCCAAGCUGCAGGAGGCUGAGCGGCGGCACCAGUCAGACCGGGUGGCUUUUGAGGUUACACUCAAACAGUAUCAGCGAGAAGCGGAACAGAGUAAUGUGGCCCUUCAGAGAGAGGAGGACAGAGUGGAACAGAAAUCGGCAGAAGUCGGGGAGCUACAGAGGCGCUUGCUGGGGAUGGAGACGGAGCAUCAAGCCUUACUGUCGAAAGUCAGGGAAGGGGAGAUGGCCUUAGAGGAGCUUCGGAUCAAGAACGCUGACUGCCAAGCAGAAAGGGAAAAGGCUGCUGCUCUGGAAAAGGAAGUGGCUGGGUUUCGGGAGAAGAUCCACCACUUGGAUGACAUGCUCAAGAGCCAGCAGCGGAAAGUUCGGCAGAUGAUCGAGCAGCUCCAGAAUUCAAAAGCUGUGAUACAGUCCAAGGACAACACCAUUCAAGAGCUCAAGGAGAAAAUUGCCUAUUUGGAGGCUGAGAAUUUAGAAAUGCACGACCGCAUGGAACAUCUCAUAGAGAAGCAGGUCAGUCACGGGAACUUCAGCACGCAGACCCGCGCCAAGACAGAGAACCUGGGCAGCGUCAGGAUAUCCAAGCCUCCCAGCCCCAAGCCUAUGCCUCUCAUCCGAGUGGUGGAAACCUGAGCUUCCGGGGAUGGAUGCCGCUGUUGCUGCUUGGACCUGCAGAGAAGCUCACCACCCCUGUAGGCUGUUGAUACUGACUCUGACUUCCUGACCGUACCCUGGUGACCCCAGGUCUUGGGCUCUGGCCCCAGGCUCCUGUCCUCUGCUUGCUGGCAGGUGGAGCAGAAGCGUCUGUCUCCUCGGGACAUUGCAGGCCUUGGGAAGACACUCUCCUGCUAGCAGGAACAGGACAAUAUCCUUAUUCCCAGUUACCGUUUUUCCCCGUGUAACAGGGCCUCCCUGCUGUGUACACUGGAAUCUAGCUGCCCCAAAGCCAGGCCCUCAUCAAGUCCAGAGAAGUGACAAAAUUUGUCUCAGCCCCCAAACGGAUGUACAGUGAUUGGAGCAAGUCCUGAGGGAGUCAAGUUCCUUCUGCAAACACGGCUCAGUUCUUAGCAACAAACUGUUUGUUUUUCUACUUGGCUCCACCCUUGUGCCCCCUGUCCAGGGGCCUCCCACAGACAGCCAGUGGAGGUAGCUGGCCAGGCCUGGUCUUAACCAGUGAACCUAAACUAGAUAGCCUUGCCUUUCUAGGGACAAAGGAAUGUCCAUUCAGGGAGCAGGUUUUCAGCCGGAAGGUUCUUUAGGCCAUGAAUAGCUAAAGUGAUUUCUCCCCGCUGUGGAAGCCCUCAGUCUUCAGGAGCUCCCCUGUGGUGUCCUGAAAAGCACACCUCAGUCUUCCCGACCCAGACCUAGAACUGCUUCCUCAUCAGUCCCAGCGAAACCAUCACUGUAUUUAUUUUGUUAAGUUAUUGCUGGUUUUGCUUACAUCUCGGAGUUGAUUUAGUACCAGUGUUCUGCAGUCUCCUGCCGAGGUGUUUGGGCUCACCUGGACGUGGGGAGAGUGUUCCGGUUGGCUCCCCGGGCCUUCCCUCUAGCUGCUGCUUUUCCCUUCUUCCUCCUGGGUCUGUCCCCAAGUAUAACAAUCUGCAGUCUCCUGCAAAUGUGUGCUGUCUGGGGAACAGGGCAACCGGGAGCCUCUCUGAACCCUUCCAGCCCGUAACAAUCUGUAUCCCAGCCCCGAAUGACCCUGCAGCUCAUUGCGUUUCCUGUAGUGUGCUCUAGUACUCUCAAGAGCAUUCAAGCUCCUGAAUGUGCGGCCAUAGGAGCAGCUUGCAACCAGACGCCUUACAUUUGUGUGUUUCUGUGUCAGGACCAGGCAGGGCCUGGCUUUGUCUGUACAGUAUCCUGAGACUCCAGACAGUCUCUCCACAGAAUGAGGGUGUGGAACAUGAUCUCCAUGCCCCUUCAGAUUCUUUCCCUGUCUGUGACACAGUCCUUGUAUGGUGACUUUAAUAAAUUAUGCUAAUAUGCCUCUUUGCUCCA
This is a messenger RNA of Mesocricetus auratus (golden hamster), 2651 nucleotides long. It is a transcript of the gene Tuft1, whose product is annotated as tuftelin 1. The transcript is spliced from 13 exons. Bases 270 to 1286 code for a protein of 338 amino acids. The record is from RefSeq and is a predicted model, not a curated record. Gene Ontology annotation, biological process: intracellular signal transduction. Lineage: Eukaryota; Metazoa; Chordata; Mammalia; Rodentia; Cricetidae. Gene Ontology annotation, cellular component: intracellular anatomical structure; I band.